Molecule: messenger RNA, 477 nt
Organism: Pseudozyma hubeiensis SY62
Lineage: Eukaryota; Fungi; Basidiomycota; Ustilaginomycetes; Ustilaginales; Ustilaginaceae
Product: cytoplasmic protein
Exons: 1
Coding region: 1-477 (158 amino acids)
Biological process (GO): protein dephosphorylation
Molecular function (GO): phosphatase activity
Source: RefSeq, a predicted model, not a curated record
AUGCUGGUGCCACCCCCCAACUACGGCAUGGUCGAGGAGAACUUUUACCGCUCAGGCCAACCCGACCAACUCAACUUUCCCUUUCUCGAAAAGCUUGGUCUCAAGAGCGUCAUCUGGCUUGCUCCAGAGCAGCCUGAACCUGGCUUCCUCGACUUUUGCGUCGACCAAAACAUCGAAUUGUAUCACCUCGGAGUGCUCUAUUCCACCAAUGCAUGGGACCCCAUCACCGAGGAGGUCGUGUUGCAAGCCUUACACCUCCUCGUCCAGCCAGCCACAUAUCCCGUACUCGUCAUGUGCAAUCUAGGGCGUCAUCGAACAGGCACAGUAGUCGGCUGCUUCCGCAAGCUGCAGCGCUGGAAUCUCAGUGCCAUUCUCGAAGAGUAUCGAAGAUUUGUCGGCGGGCAAAAGUACCGCAUCCUCAACGAGCAGUUUAUCGAGUUGUUCGACGAAGAGCUCGUCUUUGGCGCGAGCUAUUGA